ACACUACGCUCACAUAAUACCGUACCAGCGACAACGUCACAUCCACACCAGUCAUGGCUAUGUUUGUGUUAGUCUUGCUACUUCUGUGUCCAGCUGCUUCUGGCGAAGACCUACAAGUGGAACUUGGACAGAAUGUCAAUUUGCCAUGUAAAACUAACAGUUCCCACAUCAGAGCUGUGGAGUGGACCAAAACUGACCUGGAGGAACCAGAGUACGUCCUCUUUUACAGAGAUGGACAUUUGGAUGGAGCCGACCAACAUUCAUCCUUUAAGGGCCGAGUGGAUUUGCUGGACAGACAGAUGAAGAAUGGUGACCUGACUCUGAGUCUGAGGAACGUGACCAGCACUGACACAGGAACAUAUGAAUGUCGAGUUUCAGCAGGUGGUUCAGGACGACGUAAAAGAGCCAAAAUCAAGGGUGAUCUGAUCAGUAGAGUCAAACUGGAACUUAAACAACAUCCAGACCAGAUAAACAAAACAGCUGAACCUGGAGAAAACAUCACUCUGCCAUGUCGAGCUCCCAGCAGCACCAACAUCACAGUUGUAGAGUGGAUCAGACCUGACCUGAGACCAGAAUAUGUCUUUGUGUAUCGGAGCAUGCAACAUGAUCCAGACAACCAGCAUGAGUUUUUUAAGGACCGGGUGGAGCUGGAGGACAGUGAGAUGAAGGACGGAAAUGUGUCUUUGGUUCUGAGGAAUGUGACGACUGGUGACAGAGGAACAUACGAGUGUCGUGUCGUCCAGGGAAAAACAACGCGCAGGAAGAGAUAUCUAAACAAUGAGCCCAUCAGCACCAUCUACCUGGAUGUUAAACUAGGUUCCACUGGAGGACAGACACAUGAAGAAGAAUCCCCACCCUCCUCCUCCUCCUGA
Messenger RNA from Monopterus albus (swamp eel), 872 nucleotides. Its product is annotated as V-set domain-containing T-cell activation inhibitor 1-like. Lineage: Eukaryota; Metazoa; Chordata; Actinopteri; Synbranchiformes; Synbranchidae. Gene Ontology annotation, molecular function: signaling receptor binding. Gene Ontology annotation, biological process: T cell receptor signaling pathway; regulation of cytokine production. Gene Ontology annotation, cellular component: external side of plasma membrane. The transcript has 4 exons. The record is from RefSeq and is a predicted model, not a curated record. Bases 54 to 872 code for a protein of 272 amino acids.